CCGCGCGACAAACUGAGCACGAGGCGUUGCGCACGCCCCAAGAGCGCGCAGUGGAUACGAGUUGUACGCGCUCCAGGAAAACACAGAAAACGUGGAUUUUAUUGAGAGAAACCCCGUCACAUUAAACCUUUACGAGAGCAGGUGUCGUUACGCGUCGCUGUCAUCUGCUAACGAUUUGCGCGCUGUUGUGGUUGCUGCGCGACGCGUUGUUUUAUUUCUGUCAGUUGAGGUAACAGCCGCUGUUCAUGCCUCGUUUACGGAGUCGUAUCGCAAGGGGAAAUUGCGACUUUGUUUCGCGCGUCGCGUAGCACUUCGAAGUGGCUUGUAGCUAUUAUUAAUUUUGUGAGCACCACGUGAGUGGGACGCAACGCAUGGGAUGUGAUACCAAACCCUCAGAAACUUACAAGACCACAGCAUCCGACCCUGACUUUUGGUACUGCGUUGGUACGUCUACAGCGUAAACGCGCACUUGACACUGAAGAAGCGGCGCAAAGGACACAAAGUGGCAAAAUUUUGUUGACUUUUGUGAUUCAUUUUGACUUGGUACACUUUUGAGGAGCUCAGGGAUACUGACUGUUUCAAACAUAAAUUGCAAAACAAAAUUGCAAUUUGUUUUUUAAUCGAAUGCAUUUGCGUUUUUGUUAUUUCACUUCUGGACAGUUUGGCUUCCACAUACUUUGAAUUUGGUUAUAUGUUUGAAUUAAAGAGGUUAUAGAUCAGCAUCACACACUUGGCUGUCUGGUCCCGGUGAGAAUGGCUGUAUUAUGGGAUGUCCUGAUGACGUUCAUGUGGAGACGGACUCUUAUUUAUUCUGUUCUGAUGUUUUCUAUCACUGAUCUGCGCACCUUUGGAGACGACUCUUUUAAUGGAGAGUCAUGGCUGCGAAUGUACGGCUACCUCCCUCAGGCCAGCAGGCAGAUGUCCACCAUGCGCUCGGCCCAAAUCCUGUCUAACGCCAUUAGCGACAUGCAGCGUUUUUAUGGCUUGGAGAUCACUGGAGAGAUGGACCCGAAGACCAUCGAUGCCAUGAGAAGACCCCGCUGUGGUGUGCCAGAUAAGUUUGGAGGUCAAAUCAAGACCAACGUCCGGCGGAAACGAUACGCACUCACCGGCCACAAAUGGGACAAGACGCAAUUGACUUUUAGUAUUCAGAACUACACCCCUAAGAUCGGAGAGUACAACUCGUACGAAGCCAUCCGAAGGGCCUUCCAGGUGUGGCAGAAGGUGACGCCUCUCACAUUCAUUGAAAUUCCCUUUUUGGAGGUCAAAUACGGCCGUCGGAAGGAACCUGAUAUCAUGAUCUUCUUCGCCUCUGGUUUCCACGGUGACAGCUCACCGUUUGAUGGAGAGGGUGGAUUUCUGGCACACGCUUACUUCCCUGGUCCAGGAAUGGGAGGGGAUACUCACUUUGACUCGGAUGAGCCGUGGACGAUUGGUUCAGAAAACUUGCAAGGUAAUGAUCUCUUCCUGGUAGCGGUGCACGAGCUGGGCCAUGCCCUUGGAUUGGAACACUCCAAUAAUCCCAUGGCUAUCAUGGCUCCUUUCUACCAAUGGAUGGACACGGAAAACUUUGAACUUCCAGAGGAUGAUCUCCGUGGGAUUCAGCAGAUUUAUGGACUUCCUAACAGUUCCCCAACUCAGGCGCUCCCCACUGUGACCCCACGUCGACCAGCCCAGCCAGGCCCCAGAGCACCCACCCCUCCUAAAAGCCCACCCGGAUCACCCCCACGCCGUCCAGACAAGCCCAGGACCACCGAUCGACCGGAUCAUUACGGCCCCAACAUCUGUGAGGGCAAUUUCGACACGGUCACAAUGCUGAGGGGAGAGAUGUUCGUUUUCAAGGGUCGCUGGUUCUGGAGAGUGAGGAGGAAUAGAGUGCUGGAUAAUUACCCGAUGCCUAUUGGACACUUUUGGAGAGGCCUGCCGGGAGACAUCGACGCCGCAUAUGAAAGACAUGAUGGCCGCUUUGUGUUUUUCAAAGGAAAUCAGUUCUGGUUGUUUAGGGAAGCUAACCUGGAACCGGGUUACCCUCAAGAACUAAUGGACUACGGUAGAGACAUCCCUUACGACAAGAUAGACACGGCCAUCUGGUGGGAACCAUCUGGAUUCACUUAUUUCUUCAAAGGAGACAGGUAUUGGCGCUUUAAUGAGCACUCGAGAGCCGCGGAUCAGGAAUACCCUAAACCAAUUAGCGUGUGGGGCACUUCUGUACCCUCCUCUCCCAAAGGAGCCUUCCUCAGCGAUGAUGGAGCUUAUACAUACUUCUACAAGGGUUCAAAGUACUGGAAAUUCGACAACCACAGAAUGAAGAGCGAACCGGGUUAUCCAAAGUCCAUUCUUAGAGACUUCAUGGGCUGCAACGUUGACCUCGAUCCCGACAGAGACACCGAUGUGGACCCAGGCCGCAAGUGGCCCGAUCGGCCACCUUUUAAUCCGGAUGCAGGGCGAGACAAAGAUAAAGAAAAGGAGAAAGAGAAAGAGCCAGACGACACUAAUGAUGUCGACUACAAAGACAAAACCGAAGAAGAAACUACGGACGUGGUGUUGAAGAUAGACGAGACAGAACGCACCAUGAACAUCAUCAUGGUGACGGUACCACUGGUCCUGGUGCUGUGCAUCCUGGGAUUGAUCUACGCCAUCAUUCACACACUACAGAGGAAAGGAGCGCCUAAAUAUUUAGUGCACUGCAAACGCUCGCUGCAGGAUUGGGUUUAACCUUUCACCUCCGAUCUGCACCCAUUUCAUCGAAUCAAAAACAAUUUGCACACACAAACACAUAAACGCACACAUUUCAUUCACACGUCUCUUUUCUUUUCCCAUGGUGCUUUUCUCUAACAUGUCGAUAAGUCUAUUUAUAUCAGAAAGUUUGCACAUUGAUUUUUUUCGGUGUUCUUAUUCAUAAUAUUUUAUUAAUUUGUGGGGUUUUCUUAUUUUCUUCGGUUUGAAAUGUAACAAUUAGACCUCUAGAUCUGCACUCAGAGUUAAAGAAGAACAGACUGUGGGAGAUUUGGAAAAUCUCCAAAAGAGGAAUACGGAAGCGGAGACGGGAAUAACUUCCUGUUUGGACUCUGAGCUGCGAUGUACCUACUGACCGGGCAACUCAUAUCAUAACUCAAAUUUAACUUGUCAAUCAUAACAUUAAUAUAUGGAUAUACAGUAGGGUCCAAAAGUUUCAAGCUACUGUGCUUGGGAAAAUCCUUUUUUAUGCAUUUCUGUUUUGAACUAUUUCUUUUCCUGUACAAUGCAGAAUAUUUAAUUAAAAACACAAUAUUAUUGGUAUGACAAUUUAAAUCAGAUUUAAGAUGAACACGAAUUUGAGAUGUUUUUAGUGUUUAGCAUGUCGCCCUUUUGCUUUAAUGACAACAUGCAGUUGAGCUGGCCUGGACUCCACAUGUUUGUCCAAAAUCUGAUGACUCCAGAAUUUUCCCAAGAGAUUUAUGUGUGCCAAUGGAACCAAGAAAAUCACAAUUAUCUGCCUACGUUUGAUGACAAAUGUUGAUUUCCAUGUUUUGAGAUGUGGAUGUUUGGACCCCACUGUAUGUUCAUGUCAAUAAAUAUUUUGGUCAUCAAGAUUACCAUACCACGUUAGUCGAUUAGCAAUAAAAGCAGCUGGAUGUUUUUUUCCGACCGGUAACCAAGUCCAGUUGCGUUUAACAACAUUUUUAAUACAGCAUAGCCAUUUGUUUUAAAAUCAUAAAGUAGGGACUUUUCUCCAGAUUUUGCUGACUUGGUAUGAUCAUAACAAAAAUCACAUUUUAUUGCCUUUUGUUUAAACGGUGCCUUGGUCUUGCCAGCCAAACAUGUUUUUUUUUGUGGUUUCGUCGUCCAUAUUUGUAGUGCCGCUUUGACCUCUUUCGCUUCACUUCAGCCAUUGAGACUUAUGAAACUUGGGGCAUUGUGGUUAAAGAAAUAUCUUACCUUUGCUGAUGUAGGAGCAAUUCGCUAAAUAGGUUUAUACAUACUGUAUGAACAUAUAUAAAACCGAGGCUAUAAAAGCAUACAGCUACGUGCAGCAAUUUAAAACUCCAUAAAAUGUGCUCGCGUUCGCUUCGGGGCCCAAUUAUGAAUAAAAAUCCUAAAACGGUGUUUGUUGUUGCCCUCAUGUCGGGAUUGUUAGAUAAUCCUCUCAUUUUAAAAACAGCAGGGGCCUAAAACACAUUGCAAACAUUUUCCCACCCCAAAUCGUUCUCCCACUCAGAAAUCCGACUCUCGUUGACAAAGCAGAGGUGGCCAGGACAGGAAUAAAAGAACAGGAACAACUGUGUGAGUUCAAAGAAAGGGUUAAAACGCCGCAACUUGAUCUACCAAGUCUUUGCACGAGGGCUUACUGUAUGUUUUAACAGCUCAGUGUGGAUUGUAUUACAGUGAUGGGGCAGAUUUUAGGGGUGGGGGUGAAAUAAACAGGCAAGGAUUAUCCUACUGCAUACUCUACACAAGCCUGAUUGAUGUGUCAUUGUGUUUAGGGACGCACCGAUAUAUCGGCCUGUAAUCGGCAGAUGAGAGUAUUUUUCCCAUCAUUAGCCAUCGGCAGAUGGUUUCAAAACAAAAUACCUAAAAACGAAACAAUCUGUAUCUAUCGUAACACCAAAUGCAGGAUCCAUGAAAUACUUGAAAGUUUGUGAAUCUGGUGGAAAAAAUUCAAGGCCCUGGGAAGUUUUUGAAAAUAUACAUACACAGGUACAGGUCGUUGAAUCUUGAAAGUGCUUGAAUCUAUUUUAUCCAAGAAGUUUUCUGAAAAAUUCCAGAUUAUUCACUAUGUAGUGUAGGAUAAUAUCAUAAAAAUUCUAGACUUUUAAGCACACUUGCUAAACUGUUCGCUUUAAAUGCUUAUAUCUUCUGUAUGCGAAUGUUGAUUCAUACCAAAAUGCUUUUUUGCAUAGUUGUGUUUAACACAUGAAAACGUCUCGGCUUACGUAUCUAACUGGUGUUCCCUGAGAAGGGAACGAGACGCUGCGUCUCCCUUGCCAUACUUCCUGCGUCCCUGUAAUGCCGUCUUUGGCAAUAUUUCAGAUAGCGAUAUACUUCCUGCCUCCUGCGUCACCCUAUCUUUGCCGUUAAGCCUCACCAUUGGUUGAAUUUGAUGUACGCAUUCAGACGCACUUACCCCUGGAGGCGUCCCCAAAGUGUCACCGCAGUGACGCAGCGCGAGUUCCCUCAAAAGGGAACUGUAACAAUGUAUCUUAAAAGGUAACACGAUGUAACCUUGCUCUCACUUGAAAUGUGUCCCCACAUUUAGUCCUUGAAUUUGAGGGUAUUGGACAUGGAAAGUCCUUGAAAGGUCCUUGAAUUUGAAGUUAACUAAGGUGUGGGAACCCUGCAUAUUUCAUUCUAAGUAAUCGAAUAUCGGUGUCAACACAGAUAUUUUGUGUCGGUGCAUCCCUAGUACCAUACCAAUUCAUAAUGCAAUGCAAGUGUUGCUUUCUUGCAUACAUGUGUAGAGUUUGUUCCUGACCUCAUCUGAGCUUUUGUUAGGUAGCAUGCAUAACAGCGCCAACCCUGUAUAAGAGUUUGUUGGCAUACCGUCACAUUUUUGCUAUGGCCCACCACUGGUAAUUUUUGGAUCACUAAUAUGAUCCCCUUUUCAUUACCCAGAUGCGAUCUACUAGGCGAGUUUCCGAACAUUGUACGAUCUUUGCAAUCUGUAUUGUUUUGCUUAGCCUAAUGUCUAACCUCCGAAGACUGCAUAAACUCGACAUAGUACGCAGUACUCAGUGCGGCAUUAAGAAACAAAGCGUUUUUAAAAGUGAAAAAUGUACCCGUCACGCUCUCCGAACUAGUUUGUUUUCAGAGGAAAGCGAGUUAGAUAUAAAGGAAAGACUGAGAGUGGUGUUGUAAAUAUUGCUCUGUCAGACAAGGGUAAAGCAUAAAGCCCUUUAAUAAAUAUUACUGCUAGAGGAGAGCGAGGACAGUCGUGAUAUGAAUGCCGUCACUUAUGAGUGCACCCCUCACCGUGGUGCUCCUGUCGUCUGGGGAGAUUUGGGAGAGAGUUAAUCAGACAUAAAAGCUCCUCUGCGUUUCGCUCGGUGCCCUUUACCUUCCCCUCCUUCUGCCCGGAUCAAUGAGGAAUACAGAAAUAGGCUUUAAGGAUCUCGGCUCACUCAGGCUUUGUUCCCUUCCUUAUUAUUUUUCCCUCUUUUUAGGGCCCGAGGUGCGAGGACCCUGUUGUUCUUCAAGGAGUUAUUAUUAUAUAAAUAUGUUUUCCCAAAUGUGCCACUGCUUUAAAGCGCCAUGGUACCUGAAUUAGGCAGCAUACAUUAUAGACGUAAAAGUCUGUGAAAUCCCAGUUAAAGUUAUUUUAAAGGAUGUAAAUAAUGUAAAGAACAUUCAGUGAAAAUAUAACCUUGAUAUCUUCAAUAUCGACUGAGUAAGAUAAUCAUUGAAAUCAAACUUAGAUGCUCCAAAUCUCAAAGUUAGAUAAUGAGACUUUAGCCUGGAUUUCACAGACACGGGGUCACAUAUAGCCAGGGGUCCUUUUGAAACCAUUGCUGUAUCACGGUACCACAACAGUACUUUAUUUGUAAGUCUAAACUGCAUUAACGUUCAUUACUUCUUGUAUUCUUUUGUGUGACUUAUCUUGUGAUAGACAAUGACUGAGUAAUCAAACAAGUCUGUUUGUCAGUAUUUAAUACUGUAGUUUUUAAACAUAUCCAUCUCGAAUCAACCUCAGGCCAAGUAUCUGACUGGCUCUUAUAACAAUGGCCUCUCUCUGUGCAUUAUUGUCGGGCACAUUGCUUCUGGCCGACAGGAAGAUGGAUCGGGCUCUCGGCCAGGGCCACAAAGCUUCCUACCACCCUAACAUAGCAUUCUUAACAACAGACUCGAGUGUGAAUGAUGAACGCUGGCUGUUUGGGUCACACCUUUCUUAUAAACAGUUUAGGAUCACGCUAGAAUCACCACCCAAAUGGAGCGUGUGUAUAGUAUCGGUCUGGACAGUGAGGUUGUGUGUGUGUGUUUUCUCCUGAUAUAAACUUGAGCUCUGAUCAGACGUGCCUCUAAAAUCAUAUGUUCAUCCCAUUUAUUAACCACUUUUCAUUAGUCAAAUGCAGUUAUUGUUGGUUAACUGAACCAACUGGGUCGAGACAAUAGCGUUGUUUUCAGUUUUGUGGAAUUGGUUGAACGAGACACGGACAGCGAUGGCAAGCACGCGGCAGCAUGGGUAGAUUUGAUUUGAAAUCGUUUUGUUGUGUGACGGUGCGUCUGGGUAUGCACGCUGUCUUGAAGGGAAUCUCACUUUACUGGAAACUGACAAAAACAUGCUGUUUAAAAGCAUUCGCAGACAAAACUCAAGUAGCAAAUCACUAACAUUUACUGUAAAGCAAUGAUGUGCAAACAUGUGCUGCAGUGUUUUUCGUAAACACCUCAUUGUGGUUCUUAAUGAUGCUAUACUGACAUUAUUGUAUUUACAGUUCAUUUUUCUUGAUCUUAAAUUUGGUCAUUUUAAAAAUUGUAAAUAGUACCUUUUUGAAAUAUUUUUCGUUUUUCGUGUUUUUUAGAUUUUUACCUUGUUAAUAACAUUCCGAUUUGUGUUUUGAUUUUAUUCUUAUGUAGAAACUGAGGAUUUUAUACAUUUAUGUUUGUUGUCACAUCUGAGUGUGUUUAACAAUCCAUGCUGGACAUGUAAAGUAUAAUAAAAGAUCAAAAUGUGAGAAGA
Misgurnus anguillicaudatus (oriental weatherfish) is the source of this 7651-nucleotide messenger RNA. RefSeq names its product matrix metallopeptidase 15b (gene mmp15b). NCBI's taxonomy places the organism in Eukaryota, Metazoa, Chordata, Actinopteri, Cypriniformes, Cobitidae. The record is from RefSeq and is a predicted model, not a curated record. Gene Ontology annotation, biological process: proteolysis; extracellular matrix organization; collagen catabolic process. Gene Ontology annotation, molecular function: zinc ion binding; metalloendopeptidase activity. Gene Ontology annotation, cellular component: extracellular matrix.